AUGUUGUGUCAUCCGUUUCUUCUCGUGUACACCGCCCGGACAGCCAAGUACUUACCCUACCUGGAUGCCAAAGCUAGCGGAGGCGGUUCCUAUUCCAAGGGAUGUUGCUCGGACGCUAGCUGCAACGACGGAACAGGCGAUGUGAAGACAGUCCAGUCGUUGCAACACUGGAAGGAUUUGAAACGGACGGAGCCUCUCUUGGUGGUCGACUUCACGGCGUCGUGGUGUAAGCCGUGCCGAGCGAUGGCCCCCAUUUUCGAGGGCUUGGCGAAGGAGAACAAAGGCGCCGCCGCGGUGUUCGCGAAGGUGGACAUCGACAACCUCCCGGAAACCUUCGACGGAACGAGCAUCCCUGCCUUUUACGUGUUUAAGAAUGGUGUCAAGGUGGACAGUGUCACAGGGUCUGGGGAGAGCAAGCUUCGAAAACUGGUGGCGGACCACGUGGGACAACAACAAGAGGACGGCAGCGGCGCGUCUCCUCCAGACGACAAGAAGGUCCAGUAG
Ectocarpus siliculosus is the source of this 504-nucleotide messenger RNA. NCBI's taxonomy places the organism in Eukaryota, Phaeophyceae, Ectocarpales, Ectocarpaceae. The record is from the annotation of a GenBank genome assembly.